This is a messenger RNA of Fomitiporia mediterranea MF3/22, 1603 nucleotides long. RefSeq names its product cytochrome P450. Bases 1 to 1491 code for a protein of 496 amino acids. The transcript is spliced from 8 exons. Gene Ontology annotation, molecular function: oxidoreductase activity, acting on paired donors, with incorporation or reduction of molecular oxygen; iron ion binding; heme binding. NCBI's taxonomy places the organism in Eukaryota, Fungi, Basidiomycota, Agaricomycetes, Hymenochaetales, Hymenochaetaceae. The record is from RefSeq and is a predicted model, not a curated record.
AUGGGAUCUCUUGUGUUGGUCGACCUUCUCCUUGGAAUACUGUUCCUGUAUAUUGCGUGCAGGAAUGGGUACACUGGGGAAAGCACAAAGAACUUUACGGCACGCCCUAUUAGUUCGGUCACGAUCUUCGGGAAAACCCUUGUCAUCAUAAAUGACCAUCGCAUUGCGUUGGAACUUAUGGACAAUCGAUCUGCUAUAUAUUCUUCACGUUCUCGGAUGGUCUUUGCGGGAGAAAUGAUCGGAUGGGAGAAUAUUUUAACAAACCUGGUGUACUCGGAUCGUUUUCGAGCGUUUCGAAGGAGUAUGCAUUCUAUUUUGGGUACGAAGCAGGCUGUGGCUCGCUUUGGUGAUCUUCAGGAUAUCGAGGUCCGACGCUUCCUCCUCCGUGUGCUCAAUGAACCGGCCAAGCUCAUUCAGCAUAUUAGGACGAAUAUACUGGUCCACAGUGAAGCAGGCGCCAUUAUACUAAAAAUGUCUUAUGGCUAUACUAUUGAUUGUCAUGGCCGAGAUCCACUCAUCGACAUUGCAGACGAUGCGGCGCGGCAGUUUUCACUCGCGGCAGUACCCGGAACUUGGCUUGUCGAUCUGUUGCCUUACUUGAAGGAUGUUCCUGAGUGGAUACCAGGAACAGGAUUCAAACGAACGGCUGCACACUGGAGGAAGACGCUUUUAGAUUUCACCGAGAUACCUCAUGCAUUUGUGAAGCAGCAGAUGGCUGCUGGUAUCGCUGCUCCAUCGUAUACCUCUGUCUUACUGGAAAAGGGGAACCUGAGCCCUGACGAAGAAUUCAUCAUAAAGUGGUCUGCUGCAUCGCUUUUCAUAGGAGGCGCCGAUACUACCGUGUCUUCACUUGCAUGCUUCUUCCUCGUUAUGAUGGUAUAUCCCGAGGUGCAACGAAAGGCACAGGAAGAGAUUGAUCGUGUAAUUGGCAAUGGCCGUCUCCCAUGUUUCGAGGACCGUGAUAAUCUUCCGUAUAUCAAUGCGGUUGUCAAAGAAGUCCUCCGUUGGCAUCCUGUUGGUCCAAUGGGAUUUCCUCACCUGACAACAGAGAGUGACACCUACGAAGGCUACUACAUUCCGAAAGGCUCCUUGGUCAUUGCAAACGUCUGGGAGUUUACACACGACGAGAAGACGUAUCAUGACUCGAUGGCUUUCAAACCUGAGCGUUUCAUUGGUAUAAACGGUCGAGAACCAGAGAUGGACCCUGAACAAUUUGUCUUCGGGUUCGGUCGUCGAAUCUGUCCUGGCCGUACGCUCGCCGAUGCAUCACUGUAUCUCACAAUUGUGCAAAGUCUGUCAGUGUUUAACAUUUCUAAGGUUGUUGAGGACGGGAAGGUGAUUGAGCCUACCAUUGCUUUCACCGCUGGUGUUGCCAGCCAUCCCGUUGAGUACAGGACGUCUGUGAAACCGCGAAGUAAGAAAGCUGAGGCGCUCAUCCGCGCAAUGGAGGUGGACUAUCCCUACCAGUCUAGUGACACCGAAUGUGUUUAACGGGGUCAAAGUCUAACUUCCACCCACAGACUUCUGCCAAUUGUAUACAUGUGGCCUAAUAGCCAAGAUGCAUCAACUGCAUCCUAGCCAGUAAUCCUAGUUUAUAUUAAGC